CCAAGAAAAAAAAUCAACCAGCUGUCAAAACAGAACGCAGAAAAAAAUAGAUUGUGCUGCAAAUGUUUAGCUGAAAAUAUUAAAAUUUUGUGUUCGUUUUCGCGGAGUGCUCGCGCUGUGAGGUGAAAAAUAGCGAUAUUUCUCGCGGGUUGUUUCGGACGAAUCGUUAAUACGCGCAAAGUCGCGCGCAGCCUGACUCAGCCGACCCGAUGGAUGAAGAUCUCACGGAAUAUGCUCCGGACAUUCCGGACAAUGUUUUGGAGCUGAUUUUCUCCUAUUUGAAGCUGCAAGACCUUCGAAACUGUUCCCUGGUGUGCAAAAGUUGGAAUCGUUUCCUAAAUGAUGAGAACAACGAGGUCUGGAGGGCACAGUGCAUGCAGAAGCUAUCACCGGACGCGUUCAAAACCGACCUGCUUUCGGUAGUUCCCACUUACAAGGCCAAGCUGCGGGCUUUCUUCCACGCCUGGAAUCCGUAUGACUGUAGUCGACAUGUUUACAUCAAACCGAAUGGAUUCACACUCCAUAGGAAUCCAGUGGCACAGAGCACGGAUGGCUCCCGCGGGAAGAUUGGCUUUCAGCAUGGGAGACACGCCUGGGAGGUUAGAUGGGAAGGCCCUCUCGGAACGGUGGCCGUCGUUGGGAUCGCUACGAAAGAUGCCGCAAUACAGUGUCACGGUUAUUAUGCUUUAUUGGGAGCUGACGAUCAGAGUUGGGGAUGGAAUCUGGUAGACAAUUUGCUGCUUCACAAUGGGGACGCCCACGGAAUCUAUCCAUUGCUCAACAAUGCGCCCAAAUACAAAGUUGGCGAAAGAAUUCGUGUUAUUCUGGACUGCGAUGACAACACGUUAUCCUUUGAGAAGAACUAUGAGUUUCUAGGGGUGGCUUUUACAGAUUUGCCAGACAAAGUGUUUUACCCGACGGUGGCGGCAGUAUACGGUAAUACGGAAAUAUCGAUGGUGUACCUCGGUCCCCCUUUGGAUGGGUAAGGAAAUGAAGCAUCUAUAUCUGGGUAAAAACGCAAAAUCAGCUACAUGGGAGCCAACACGAGAGCAAGCAGCGAUUGAAGAAACACCCCCCUAAAGUCCGCGUCCAAUUCUCUAGGAUAGAGCAAACAAUACUGAAACGAGCAAGUAUUGAGCACACUCACACAAAACACACACACAGACACACAUACUCAAACACAUGGCGCCUGUUUAAUCAAUCUAGUCCAGCUCCAGCAGCAGCUGCAGCAGAGUGGUAUUUCGACUGAAAUUUACCAACCAAAGUUAAAGUUAGGAGAGUGAAGAGAGUGGAAAUUUCAACAGCGACAAAAACACGUCUGACACAAUCUCUCUUUUACCUAUAAUUACGAUAAAGAUUACCGUAGUGUUUUUUUCUUUUUUAUAUAUAAAUGGAAAAGAAAAAUUUUGGGCCGGAAGAGAUUUUGUACAGCAAUUGCGAGGACGAUGCUUGUUAGUUGACAUUUUCUAGGUACAAUGAGAAUCAUUCCAGAUUACUUGACUGCCGUUAUUGGAACUUUAGUUGCAUGUACUUCAACACGCUUCAGAGUCUUAGUUGGAAGGGAGUGGCAUUUAGUUGAUAGUGUUAUUUAUUUUAGUUAUUUAUUUCAUUUCGAUCAGUAUUUGUUUUAGUCAAUGAAUCUCAGUUUGCCAAAGAUUUUCAGUUUAACUUAAUGAUAUUUUUUGAAUAUGUGUUCCUAGGUAGUAACAUUCCAGAAUCGUGUUAAGUGUACUAAACCGUUAUUAUUUAUUGCAAAUAAAUGGAAAUGAGGAAGCAUA
Molecule: messenger RNA, 1778 nt
Organism: Aedes aegypti (yellow fever mosquito)
Lineage: Eukaryota; Metazoa; Arthropoda; Insecta; Diptera; Culicidae
Gene: Fsn
Product: F-box/SPRY domain-containing protein 1
Exons: 4
Coding region: 210-986 (258 amino acids)
Biological process (GO): synapse assembly involved in innervation; proteasome-mediated ubiquitin-dependent protein catabolic process
Cellular component (GO): SCF ubiquitin ligase complex; synapse
Molecular function (GO): protein binding
Source: RefSeq, a predicted model, not a curated record